This is a messenger RNA of Castor canadensis (American beaver), 563 nucleotides long. NCBI's taxonomy places the organism in Eukaryota, Metazoa, Chordata, Mammalia, Rodentia, Castoridae. The record is from RefSeq and is a predicted model, not a curated record.
CGCCUGUGCAGCGCCGGGAAAGGACAGCUCCGGUGCUGAUGUUGGAGCCGGCUAGCGAACCCGGAGAGCGCAGUGUGCAGCGUGGACCGAGCGGGCUGUGCACGCUUGACCAGGCGCGGGGGCCAGCGCCGUCCUAGCCGGAGAGAAAGGAAAUUUGCCCACACACAAUGAGACACGAAGCGCCCGUGCAGAUGGCUUCUACCCAAGAUGCCAGGUAUGGCCAGAAAGACUCCUCUGACCAGAACUUUGACUACAUGUUCAAGUUGCUCAUCAUUGGAAAUAGCAGUGUGGGGAAAACAUCUUUCCUGUUCCGCUACGCAGAUGACUCUUUUACAUCUGCAUUCGUCAGCACAGUUGGGAUUGAUUUCAAAGUAAAGACUGUAUUCAAAAAUGAAAAGAGAAUCAAGCUUCAGAUUUGGGACACAGCAGGCCAGGAAAGAUACAGGACCAUCACCACAGCUUAUUAUCGUGGGGCCAUGGGUUUCAUCUUAAUGUAUGACAUCACCAAUGAAGAAUCCUUCAAUGCAGUACAAGAUUGGUAAGUCAUAGCAAAUACUACCAUU